AAAGGCUUAAACCUUUGGUCAGAUUUUUUAGAGCGACUGGAAAAUGUGGCUGACAUCACACAAGUUGCAACCAUGAAGAUGGCCGAUGGUGUAACAAUGCUAAGAAGGAAUCGACCUGGAACAAAGGCCGCCGACUUUUGUCGCUGGCCGGAUCAGCCAUUUGAGGAAAUGGAAAGCACUCUAGUGGUGCAGCAAUACAUCCAACAACAGAUCUGCCACGAUCCGAUGAAUGUAACUCAAAUUCUGACUCCUCCCGAAAGCCAGGACGAGGGAGUGUGGAAAUACGAACAUCUCAGACAGUUUUGUUUGGAACUGAAUGGCCUGGCCGUGCGUCUGCAGGCUGAAUGUCAUCCUGAGGCUUGCACCCAGAUGACAGCAACAGAGCAAUGGAUCUUCCUCUGUGCGGCUCACAAGACUCCUAAAGAGUGUCCAGCCAUUGACUAUACCAGACACACACUGGACGGUGCUGCUUGUCUGCUUAACAGCAACAAAUAUUUCCCAAGCAGAGUUAGUAUUAAGGAUUCAUCUGUUGCAAAGCUUGGCUCGGUCUGCCGCAGGGUGUACCGAAUAUUCUCGCAUGCUUAUUUCCAUCAUCGAGCUAUAUUCGAUGAAUUUGAGAAUACCACCUAUCUCUGUCGGAGAUUUACGUCGUUUGUUAUCAAGUACAACUUAAUGUCCCGCGACAAUUUAAUCGUUCCGAUCUUGGAAGAUGAAGCAACUCUGCAGACCGAGUCGGAGGCUUAGGUAUCCAGAAUCUCUUGAUUCAUUCCAACGCGGACAGCAUAUAGGAAAUCAGACCUCGCUCCCCUCCAGCUGAGAUGGCAGAGAUUGGACAGUUAAUAUUCAUGGAUAAGAUCUAAAGAUUAAGGGGAGCGUGAAACCCUAAACUGCCAAGGACAAGGACUAACAUCGUGAACUAGUGCUAAAAGGGUGUGAAUGACUGUGACUCAACAAACUGCAUGCCCCCUGUUUAUUUAUUCUGUGACCUCUGAAAACUCUGAUUUUGUCAGCUUUGCUAAAAGUUUGAUUGGGAGCUGUAGUUCAGUGGCGUUGCUCUCUCAUCACUCAAAAUCAGCAAAACACCAAGCCAACUGAUGCUUGCAAUCUGUGCCCAAGAAACCCCCUAUCUGGUGCACUCUAAUUUCAUUUUCUAGAUCAUGUAUUCGUGUUUCCUGUACUUCAAGUAGCAAUUCAAUCACCAUUUUUUGUCAAUUCAGUUUUUAAACAAGUGCUUGAAUAUCCAUACAAUUAUUAGAUAAAUGUGAGCUUGUAUUGAUGAACUAUUUCUACAUUAUAUAAUUUUGGAAACUAUCCACAUUAAUAGUGAAUUAAAUGUGGCCAUAAAAAUAUGUACACACAGCAAACUCUUGGAAAAUAAAGAUCAUAAUUACAACUUCA
Messenger RNA from Cloeon dipterum, 1398 nucleotides. It is a transcript of the gene Mob4, whose product is annotated as MOB kinase activator 4. Bases 73 to 744 code for a protein of 223 amino acids. The record is from RefSeq and is a predicted model, not a curated record. The transcript has 5 exons. Lineage: Eukaryota; Metazoa; Arthropoda; Insecta; Ephemeroptera; Baetidae. Gene Ontology annotation, cellular component: cytoplasm.